Prunus dulcis (almond) is the source of this 1287-nucleotide messenger RNA. RefSeq lists its product as uncharacterized. Lineage: Eukaryota; Viridiplantae; Streptophyta; Magnoliopsida; Rosales; Rosaceae. The coding region runs from base 83 to 1099 and encodes 338 amino acids. The transcript is spliced from 10 exons. The record is from RefSeq and is a predicted model, not a curated record.
GCCGCCAAAGCGCACACACACUCAAAGACGCGCCCUCAGAAACUUCGCUCUUCCCAUUUCCCAGGCAAGCAUACAUCCGAACAUGGCAUUCUCAGUCUACACAACUCCAUCAACCACUUCCAGUCUCCAUCUGAAGCAAGCCCACUACUUUCCCUUGUUCACUUUCCAAUUCAACCAGCUCUUCCCACUCUCAGUCUCCUUCCCAACUCCUUCCUCAACUCCCACCAGACUUCAUAUCUCUGUGUGCGCCGCUGCUAAGUCGCAGACUGGGCCUGUAAAGAAGCGCUCACCCUCGGGCACUAACAACAACAAGAAGAAAAAGCGUCAGGGUGGUGGUGGUGGUGAUUCAGAGGAUCUGAGCUUGAGUGAUGUUGAAAUUGUGGAUAAUUUGGGUGCUGGUGGAGUUGGGUCUUCCGGAUCCGGUUCGAGUUCGAGGUCGCUUGGUUUCCAUCCUACGCCGCUACCAAAACCCCCAGCUGGGUUUGUGGUGGAUGAUCAUGGGAAGGUGCUCAUGGCUUCUUCGAAGCGAAUUGCUUCCAUUGUUGAUCCUACCAAUAAUUUCCCUUUAGAGUGCGUUAUAAGGAGAGUGUUCAGAAGCUCGCGGGGAGAUGAAUGUAUGCUGCUUUGCCCAGUUGACACGCCUGUUCAAAUAUUAAAGAGCACAAACAUAGAUGGCUGGUCAGCUGUCAGUGAUGAAGAAGCUGAAGUUAUUCUUCCCGCUGCUGCUUAUGCCCUUGCCAAGAUACACAUGCAUCUGGUACAUAGUGGAUUCUGUUAUACAGCACGGGGAGGCUUUUGUUACUCAGAGGAUGACAUAUUUGAUUUCCGAACAGAUGAUGGUCAAGAUGUAGAUGGCUUGCCCACUGAGGGUGUAGAAAUUACGUGUUUCCAUUUGGAUGGAGCACAUUACAUGAUUUAUACACCGUCUGAUCCGCUUCUCUUUGUUGUUGUAAAGAAUAAUGAUGGUCUGUUGCAAAUUGCUGACGAUGACCUGCUGGAGGAUCCUGCAAUCAUUAGUGCCAUAGAUGAGGAGACUGAGUUUAAUGCCUUGGUGGAGGAAGAAGCAGCUCUUCUUGAUUCAUUGCUAGGAAAAGAAUAGCCAAAUCUUUCUGAGCUGAGGUGUUUUUAUAUGCCAAAUCUUUCUUUUUCCUUUGUCAAUUUAACACAUGCGACAGCAGUUCUGCGGAUGGGACUUAGAAACACAAACAUUUGAUUUUUUGUUUUCACUCAUUUGUCUUUUGUAUAUAAACUUUUUCUUUGGUUAUGCAGUAUAAAUAUAUUCGUGUA